CCUUUCACUGCUUUCCUAGUUCUUUCUCCACUCGGAAGGUUCAAACCUAAAAAGCUGUUCCCACUAACAAUGUUUCCCACUUGUCUCCUUUCACUGCCUUCCUUCUGCCUUCCUAGUUCUUUCUCCAUCAAAUACACCUCUUGUCCUGUCGUUGUUCUUGCUGUUGCAAUAAAAAGGAGACAAUCUUCAGCUUCCUCCAACAUCCGGAGCAUUGAAGCCGAGAGGAAAGACUUAGGAAGAACCCUCUUCGAACACCUUGCAGACGUUGUGGAGCGUUGGGCUGAUCCAUUCGGAGCAACAGCUAGGCCUGGUUCUAACAAAAAGGCCAAAGUUCUCUUCCAAGCUUUGGUGGGCUUAGCUAUUGUAGCCGUGAACAAUUGAUUCUAAAAGCCCAUAGAAUUUCUUGCUUAUGUUAAUAUGUUCAAUUAUUAUCGUAUUAUAUUAUCAUGGUGAAUGAGAAUUUUGUUUAAUAAUUUUAAUAGUUGUAGCUUGUGCUGCAAUAUGUCAAAGCUAAAAAAAUGGACAGCUUAGUUGGGUUUAAUGAAUGGUUCUUUAUAAAGUAGGAAAUUUACGGGUCUGGUUUGAGUCCAGCUUGUGCUUGGCUGCAUCCUGCAAACCUGAGUUCUAUCUUUGUUUGUCUGUAGGCAAUAGUGUGAUGAUUUGCUCUGGAGACUGCAGCCAGAGUAAUUUUCUUCAUUGCUGACUGACGGUCAUAAGUUUUAGCUGAUUCUUUGUCCAGAUUCCUGUAAUUUAGUAUUCAAACAGCUUUGGUAUGUGAUUGGAUUUUCUUUAAUGUUUGUUUGUGAAAGCAAAUAUGAUUUGGUAAUGUUUUUUCUAAGGAAUUUAUCUUUUAGGUGGUUCGUUUGCAGGAUAUGAUUUAAUAUUCAUUAUACAUGUUUCUUGACUAAAAACUUCUGAUCUUCUGUUAGUUGAACUUUGAAGUGCUUAUGAUGAUUUUUUAAUUUUUUUCGUCUCCAGAGUGAAGGCAGUGGACUGUACACUGGAGAUGGCUCAGUUGAUAUUAAAGGGAAGCCUGUCCUCAAACAGAAUACUGGAAAUUGGAAAGCCUGCCCUUUCAUUUUGGGUACUGAAUGCUGUGAACGUUUGGCAUACUAUGGAAUUGCCACUAAUCUUGUAACUUACCUAAAAAGCAAACUACAUGAAGGAAAUGUAGCUGCCGCUAGAAAUGUCAGCAUAUGGCAAGGCACUUGUUAUCUUACCCCUCUUAUUGGAGCAGUCUUAGCAGAUGCUUAUUGGGGAAGAUAUUGGACAGUCGCUGUGUUCUCCCCUAUUUACUUCAUAGCAGCUAGUUGUAAAAGUUUAUCUUUGAUAUGUUUUAUGCCAACUUUCUUAAUACAAUUCCUAGUGUUCAUCAAUGCAAGUUGAUUGUUGAAAUUCAGUUUUUGAGGGGAGGCAUAUACUUGGAAAAGUUUUGCAGUGCUGCUAGCUACAAUAAAAGGCAUUUAUGCAA
Molecule: messenger RNA, 1471 nt
Organism: Rubroshorea leprosula
Lineage: Eukaryota; Viridiplantae; Streptophyta; Magnoliopsida; Malvales; Dipterocarpaceae
Source: the annotation of a GenBank genome assembly